This is a messenger RNA of Candida tropicalis MYA-3404, 1347 nucleotides long. RefSeq names its product Bnr1p (gene BNR1). Gene Ontology annotation, cellular component: mating projection tip; cell division site; cellular bud neck. Lineage: Eukaryota; Fungi; Ascomycota; Pichiomycetes; Serinales; Debaryomycetaceae. The record is from RefSeq and is a predicted model, not a curated record. Gene Ontology annotation, biological process: actin filament bundle assembly; barbed-end actin filament capping; mitotic actomyosin contractile ring assembly. Bases 1 to 1347 code for a protein of 448 amino acids. The transcript has a single exon.
AUGUUUGCCAACUUGACAGAGGAGGAAUUUGUUACCAAAGUGUUGACGUGCAGUCCCGAGAUAUUGGAAAACAUCAGUGUUUUGGAAUUUUUUAACAGCGACGCAUUGUUUGAGUUCAGUGAUAAUAUUUUCAGAAACUUGGCCCCAUAUUCUACCGAUCCUCGUAAUAACAAGAAACCCAUGAAGGAUCCAGAGGAGUUGGAAAGAGCUGAUAGGAUAUUUCUUGAGUUGUGUUUUAAUCUUCGUCAUUACUGGAGGCCCAGAUCACGGGCAUUGUUGUUCACACAGACGUAUCGCAAAGAGUAUAUUGAUUUGAUGAAGAGGCUUAGUAUUGUCGAUGAAGCGAAUGCAUGUUUGAAGAAGUCAGAUAGUUUACAGAAUGUCUUGGGUAUUAUACGAACAGUGGGUAAUUUCAUGAAUGAUGAAGCCAAACAAGCGAUGGGGUUCAAAUUGGAUACGUUGCAGAGAUUGAAGUUUAUGAAGGAUGACCAGAAUUCAAUGACGUUCUUGCAUUACAUUGAGAAGAUCAUCAGGCAUUCAUUCCCAGAGUAUGGCACUUUUGUUGAUGAUUUGGAGGCGCUACAGAAACUACAGAACAUAUCUGUUGAACAGUUAGAGACAGAUUGUGAAGAGAUGGCCAAGUCUGUUAGGAACAUCACGGACUCGAUGGAGAGGGGUAAAUUAAGCAAUGCGAAAGAGUUUCAUCCUGAUGAUAAGAUUCUUGAUAUGAUUGCCACACCAAUGCAGAGCGCACGAAACAAGAAUUCGUUGUUGCAAUCACAUUUGAAACGUACUGUUGAGGAGUUGAACUCGCUUAUGAUGUAUUUUGGUGAAAACCCCAAAGAUAGUACUGCUAGAAAUACAUUCUUCUACAAGUUUAUCGUAUUCAUCACAGAGUUUAAAAAGGCACACGUGGAGAAUAUUCAACGAGAAGAAGAACAGCGGACGUAUGAAGCCAGGAAGAAGAUACUCGAGGAUAGAAUAGCCAAGAGGAAGGAGAAGGAAGAGGCAAUUGUUGACACUGCUGAAGAGUCAUCUGCGGUUAUAGAUUCGUUGUUGGAGAAAUUAAAAACGACCACAUCGACCACGAGAACACGAAGCAAGAACAGGAGAAUCAAGGCAUUGUCGUUUUACAGUACAGGUGAUGAAGUAAUACCCGUGCUGGACAAGUACACCAGUGUGAAUAACUUGAAACGACGCAUGACAACAAGAAAGGGAUUAACUGAUGUGGAGGCGAGCGGCAAGAAUGACGAGAUUAUUCAGAGAGCACAAGCCAUGUUGCAACAGUUAAGAAACAGCGAAGCGACGAGUGAAUUGAGGCAAGAGACAAACACUGUGAUCAUAUAG